Propithecus coquereli (Coquerel's sifaka) is the source of this 954-nucleotide messenger RNA. Its product is annotated as olfactory receptor 6P1. The record is from RefSeq and is a predicted model, not a curated record. Gene Ontology annotation, biological process: G protein-coupled receptor signaling pathway. Bases 1 to 954 code for a protein of 317 amino acids. Gene Ontology annotation, cellular component: membrane. Lineage: Eukaryota; Metazoa; Chordata; Mammalia; Primates; Indriidae. Gene Ontology annotation, molecular function: olfactory receptor activity; G protein-coupled receptor activity. The transcript has a single exon.
AUGAGCAAUUUGAGCAGAGGCCACAUAGAGGAGUUCGUCUUGGUGGGCUUCCCCGCCUCUCCACUCUGCCAGCUGCUCCUCUUUGUUUUCUUCCUUGCGCUUUAUCUGCUGACAUUGUUGGAGAAUGCACUCAUCAUCCUCACGAUCUGGCUCACUCCAAGCCUUCAUCGCCCCAUGUACUUUUUUCUUGGCCAUCUCUCCUUCCUGGAGCUAUGGUACAUUAAUGUCACUCUUCCCCGGCUCUUGGGCGCCUUUCUUACCCAAGACGGUAGAGUCUCCUAUGUAGGAUGCAUGACUCAACUUUACUUCUUCAUUGCCUUAGCCUGCACAGAAUGUGUGCUGUUGGCAGUUAUGGCCUAUGACCGCUACCUGGCCAUCUGUGAACCCCUCCGUUACCCAAGUCUCAUGCCUCCCAGUCUGACCACUCGCCUUGCUGCUGCCUGUUGGGGCAGUGGCUUCUUCAGCUCCAUGAUGAAGCUUCUUUUUAUUUCCCGACUGUCCUACUGUGGACCCAACAUCAUCAACCACUUUUUCUGUGAUAUCUCCCCACUGCUCAACCUCACCUGCUCUGACAAGGAGCAAGCAGAGCUAGUAGACUUCCUCUUGGCCUUGGUGAUGAUUCUACUCCCUCUGUUGGCUGUGGUUUCAUCAUAUGCUGCCAUCCUUGUAGCCAUUCUAAAGAUCCCCACUGCCCAAGGACGUCGCAAAGCCUUCUCUACUUGUGCUUCUCACCUGGCAGUGGUUGUUAUCUACUACUCUUCCACUCUCUUUACCUAUGCACGUCCCCGGGCCAUGUACACCUUCAACCACAACAAGAUCAUCUCUGUGCUUUACACUAUCAUUGUACCAUUCCUCAACCCAGCCAUCUACUGCCUGAGGAACAAGGAGGUGAAGGAUGCCUUCAGGAAGACAGUGCUGGGCAGAUGCCACUAUCAUAGGGAUGUUCCAGACUGA